AUGGCGAUCCCCUACCGGAUCACCGGCGGCCACAGCAGGCGAAGCCCGCUGCCGCUGACCACCGCGAGGGCGCUCCUCGCCGCCGUCGUCACCGGGGCGGUCCUCUCCAUCAUCUGCGUCCUCUCGCUCACCGACUCGCUCUCCUACAUGGGGUUCCACCCCAGGAGCCUCCUCGACAAGAGGGACAGCAGCCGCAAGUACCUCUACUGGGGCGCCCGCGUCGACUGCCCCGGCAAGCACUGCGCCUCCUGCGCCGGCCUGGGACACCAGGAGUCCAGCCUCCGCUGCGCCCUCGAGGAAGCCCUCUUCCUCGACAGAAUAUUUGUCAUGCCGUCAAGGAUGUGCCUUAGUUCAGUGCACAAUACGAAAGGGGCACUUGAUUCAAGCAAUGCUACUUCAGACCAAAGAUGGGGAACCAGUUCUUCUGCAAUGGAAUCGUUAUAUGAUAUCGACCUCAUAUCGAAAAAUGUACCUGUCAUUUUGGACAAUCCCAAGUCAUGGUAUGGGAUAGUAUCGAGAAGCACGAAGCUAGGAGAGGGGGAUGUGGCGCAUGUGCAAGGGGUUAGCAGAGAUGAACUCAGAGACAAUCCGCUUUACUCAGAUGCUCUCCUUAUAAACCGUACCGCAAGCCCUCUUGCUUGGUUUAUGGAGUGUAAGGACCGGACCAGGCGUAGCUCUGUGAUGUUGCCGUACACUUUUCUGCCAACUAUGCCAGCAAGAAAACUGAGGGAUGCAGCAAAUGAGAUGAAAGAGAUACUAGGUGAUUAUGAUGCUAUUCAUGUAAGACGGGGUGACCUACUGAAGAAUAGGAAGGAUAGAUUUGGUGUUGAGAGGAGCCUCCAUCCUCAUCUGGACAGAGAUACCCGUCCUGAGUUCAUCAAGAAAAGGAUCGCAAGGUGGAUUCCUAAAGGUCGUACUGUUUUCAUUGCUUCAAAUGAAAGGACACCUGGCUUCUUCGCACCUCUAUCAGACAGGUACAAGUUAGCAUACGCAUCUAACUUCAGUAGCAUACUGAAGCCAAUAAUCGAGAACAACUACCAGCUAUUCAUGGUGGAAAGGUUAAUCAUGCAAGGAGCAAGGAUAUUUGUGAAGACAAUGAAAGAAUUUGAUAAUGAUCUUGCCCUCUGCGAUGAUCCCAAAAAGAACACCAAAGUCUGGGAAGAACCAGUUUACACAUAGCUGACCUCUAUGAAUCUGUCGCUGACAUCAAAGGCUGGAAAUCGAUGACCUACACGCUUACCAUAAUUGUCUCACAUAGUGUAGAUAUUCUCUGUUUGAUCCGAAGUUCCUUUGGACGUGUUGUUUGAUCUGACUUCCGGUUGACCUAGAGCGCACUGAGAGCAAGCAGCUGGACAAGAGGAAACUGGCAUAUAUGCAGUUGUGCACACUCUAGCUUGUACUGAGCUGCUUAUACACCUGCUAACGUGCACAUAUUAUGUUGUUUUGUUCAGGCAAGAUAUGUGCUCCAUUCUGUCGGCCUUUUUUCCUCUCUAUGCUUAGGACCAGAGGAGAGAUUAUGGCACAUCAUAUGCAACAUGCAUUUGGUUACGUAUAGU
Messenger RNA from Lolium rigidum, 1556 nucleotides. RefSeq lists its product as uncharacterized. The transcript has 6 exons. Gene Ontology annotation, cellular component: Golgi apparatus. Lineage: Eukaryota; Viridiplantae; Streptophyta; Magnoliopsida; Poales; Poaceae. Bases 1 to 1179 code for a protein of 392 amino acids. The record is from RefSeq and is a predicted model, not a curated record.